AUGGCAGAUGACGACGUGCUAGUGGCUUCGUUCGAGCCUUCGGAUGCUAAAAGACUAACCAACUCCACCAACACCAAUUUGCUUGUGGAGUCUCCCAUUUUGGCAUCCGCGUUAUCGAACAUAUUCCCCUACUUACUACUUCUUGACAAUGUGUUGGAGGUGAUCACAUGGACCAAUGACGAUCCGUACCAGAACUUUUUGUUCAUUGUGAUUUAUUCCUGGCUAGUCAUGUAUUGGCAUUCCAUCAGCUAUAUUAUUUUGCCCAUAAUUAUGUCAAUAACGUUCUCGGCUCUUGUAUGGUCAAUCAGUUCUGUGAUAUAUGAUUCAAAAUUCGACGAAAAGCCAACUAUAGACGAGAUCCUUCAUACUUUGCACAAUAUCACUAUUCGCUUCGAUAUGCUUCUUAGACCCAUGAAGCACAUUCCGUUUAAGUUCAAAAACUACGUCAAAUUACUCGUGAUGUCGGCUCUCCUCACACCACUCCACUGGUUUAUAGUGUCGUACAUAGUACCUCCCCAGAAGUGUGUCUGGUUCCUGGGGGUGUUUAUCUUGACUUACCACUCACCGUGGGCAUUUUCCAUCAGAAGACUCUUGUGGCGUUCGGUCUACGUAAGAAUUGCCGCAGUCUACUUGACUGGUUUAGAUAUCAAGAUUACUAAGAAGUACAACCCUGCUGACUUCCAGUCUAUAUCUCGUGUACAGAGUCCCACGUCUAGUGAUAUUGAAGAACUCAACAAUGUCCCUCUACUCACGGACUUCAAGAUUUUGAAGAAAUCUAUGGUGUCUCCUACCCAGCUUAAACAGAUAAUCUUGUUUGAGUUGUUAGAGAACGAAAGAAGAUGGAUAGGACUCGGCUGGAGUAACCUUUUGUUGCCCAACGAAAGAGCAAACUUUGUCCACGAAAAAUCGUUGGCUGCGGCCCCUUCUGUAGAAAAUACCAGGGAUGACUAUCCAUUUCCAAUUUUUGAAAACGAUAUCUACUCGUACCUGUGGGACUGGCUCGACACAGACUGGAGACUCGACAGCGACUUCAACAACAAGGGGUCCAAAGACGGCUGGGUGUACUACGACAACAAUUGGACUAACGGAUCCAACAGGGAUGGAUUCAGUAAGUAUACCAGAUCAAGAAAAUGGAUCAGAAAAGCUAUACUUUUGAUAGACAAACGGGAAACGGUUCAUGACGCAUAG
Scheffersomyces stipitis CBS 6054 is the source of this 1188-nucleotide messenger RNA. RefSeq lists its product as uncharacterized. The transcript has a single exon. Gene Ontology annotation, biological process: peroxisome organization. Gene Ontology annotation, cellular component: peroxisomal membrane. The record is from RefSeq and is a predicted model, not a curated record. NCBI's taxonomy places the organism in Eukaryota, Fungi, Ascomycota, Pichiomycetes, Serinales, Debaryomycetaceae. Bases 1 to 1188 code for a protein of 395 amino acids.